Messenger RNA from Didymodactylos carnosus, 852 nucleotides. The record is from the annotation of a GenBank genome assembly. NCBI's taxonomy places the organism in Eukaryota, Metazoa, Rotifera, Eurotatoria, Philodinida, Philodinidae.
AUGCCUGUAAAAGCAUCUGUUCGUAAAUUAACAAAUGGAAGUUCAAAUGGUGUUAUACCAACAUCUCAUCAACGAUUACAAAAUCGUGCUGCAGCAGUCUAUGAUGCAUCUAUUGACUGUUUUGAUCUAAAUAUUGUUUGUCAUCUUCAUCGUUUGUCAAAAGAAACAAUAUUAAACGAUUGGAAAGGCAAUAUAGAUUAUUUAAAAGAAAAACUUAAUUUAUCUGAUAAAAAUGAUAUUAAACGUCGUUUUAACAAAAUAUUAACUGAAGUUAAUAAUGAUGGUCUACAUCCAACAUUAGAACAAGCGAUCAAUGAAAAAUCAAUUAAAAAUUCUAUGAAACGCUUUUUAGACGAUUUUAAUCCUAAUAAAAAACAAAUUAUUAUAGAAGAAAAAUUUUCAUCAUCAAAUUCACUUUUAGUAUUAAUUAAUCAAGGUACACCGAUCUUAACAAAAUUUGAAGAAAACUAUAUUUUAAAUUGUUUAUUAAAAAUUAAGCCUCAAACAUUUAGUGAUAUUGAAGAUAUUCUAUAUCAAGAAAUUAAUUCCAUUAUUAAUAUUAAUUAUCAGAUAAAAUUAACAUUUAUUGAUGAAAUAUGGUUAACCACAUUUAUGAUAAAUUCAUUCGAUUAUAUGUGGAAAAUUGAUCAAAAAUGGUUAAAAUUGAUAGCUGAAAGUAAAACAAAUGAGAAAAAAUGGUCAAAAAAAUUAAUUAAAUAUAUUUCUAAUCAAAAUGAUAAUGAUAAAAUGAAAUAUUGUACAACAAAAAAGAGAAAAAAUUAUGAUAAAGAAAAUGAUGAUAAUGAGAGGAAAGAUGAUCAACCAUUGGCGAAAAAAAUGAGUCAAUAUUAA